GUCACAAACACGUAAAGUUGGGCUUGGAGAAUUUGCGAUAAUGGCGACGACGGCUCGGCGCUGCAAAGGGGCACAGUCAAGCUAGCCUCGACUCGGACAUGACUCAUGUUUACUCCCUUCGGGUUUAUUUUCUGCUCAUCAACUGCACGGGUUUCGGAUAAUUUUGUGGCAUUGAAACGUCUCCUCACUCGUUUCACUGAUUUCCAUGUCUUAGUUGUGAACUUUAGAAAAAGAUCAUCUGGGCUACUCAUUAAGUGACUGUGGCUGCUCCAGGCCAGGCUUCCUACCAGUUGGGUGACCUGCACUCCUUCACAGAGGCCAUGGAGGAGGAGGGGCAGAAGACAUCAGAGUGUAUCCAGGCCAAUCAAAUUUUCCCAAAGAAAUCUCCUGUCUUGGAGGAAGAAAACAUGCAGGUGCCCUUUCCUGAGCUGCACGGGGAGUUUACAGAGUAUGUGGGGAGGGCAGAGGAUGCCAUCAUUGCAAUAUCCAACUACCGCCUACACAUCAAGUUCAAGCAGUCUGUUGUCAAUAGUUGUUGUUGUGAGGUGUCAGUGCCCCUGCAGCUCAUUGAAAGUGUGGAGUGUCGUGAUAUGUUCCAGCUGCAUGUCACCUGCAAGGACUGUAAAGUUGUUCGGUGUCAAUUCUCCACAUUCGAGCAAUGUCAGGAAUGGCUAAAGCGUCUCAGUGCAGUGGUGCGCCCCCCUUCUCGCUUGGAAGAUCUCUUCUCCUUCGCCUUUCAUGCCUGGUGCAUGGAUGUGUACGCUGGCGAGAAGGAGCAGCACGGAGAGCUUUGCAGACCAGGUGAACAUGUGACCUCCUGGUUCAAGAAUGAGGUGGAGAGGAUGGGCUUUGACACCCAAAAUGCCUGGAGAAUAUCUGACAUCAACUGCAAGUUUAGGCUUUGCCCCAGCUAUCCCCAGCAGCUUCUUGUACCAGCCUGGAUCACUGACAAGGAGCUGGACAAUGUGGCAGCAUUCCGCUCCUGGAAAAGGUUUCCUGCCGUGGUAUAUCGGCACCUGACCACAGGGGCUGUGAUCGCCCGUUGCGGUCAGCCAGAGGUCAGCUGGUGGGGCUGGCGGAAUGCUGACGACGAGCACUUAGUUCAGUCCAUUGGGAAGGCCUGUGCCGUGGAUAGCAAUUCUCACAAGCUCCUGUCCAAUGGAACCUCCAUCAAUGGGUCUGAACUGCCUGACACUGAUUUUGAGUCUUCAAUGACCAACAGCUCAGAGGUGGAAAAACUGGCCAUCCAGCCACACAAGUUACUGAUUCUAGAUGCCAGGUCCUACGCUGCAGCUGUAGCCAACAGGGCAAAGGGGGGAGGCUGCGAAUGUCCUGAAUACUAUCCCAACUGUGAGGUGGUGUUCAUGGGCAUGGCCAACAUUCACUCCAUACGCAAGAGUUUCCAGUCCCUACGUUUCCUCUGCACUCAGAUGCCGGAUCCAGCAAACUGGCUAUCUGCGCUGGAGAGCACCAAGUGGUUGCAGCACCUGUCCCUGCUGCUGAAGGCGGCCCUGUUGGUGGUCAAUGCAGUGGAUCGAGACCAAAGGCCUGUUUUGGUGCAUUGCUCUGACGGCUGGGACCGGACACCUCAAAUUGUUGCACUGUCCAAGCUGCUUCUUGACCCAUAUUACCGCACCAUAGAGGGCUUCCAAGUUUUGGUUGAGAUGGACUGGUUGGACUUUGGCCACAAGUUUGCUGACCGAUGUGGCCACGGAGAAAACUCUGAGGAUGUGAAUGAACGCUGUCCCGUCUUCCUGCAAUGGCUGGACUGUGUUCACCAGCUGCAGAGGCAAUUUCCCUGCUCCUUUGAGUUUAACGAGGCCUUCCUGGUGAAACUGGUGCAACACGCAUACUCCUGCCUCUUCGGCACCUUCCUGUGUAACAGCGGCAAAGAGAGGGAAGACCGGCAUGUUCAAGAGAGGACCUGUUCGGUGUGGUCCCUGCUGAGACCAGCCAACCGCACACUGCGGAACAUGCUGUACUCCUCACACUCCGAGACUGUUCUCCACCCAGUGUGUCAUGUGCGCAAUCUGAUGCUCUGGACAGCAGUCUACCUGCCCAGCUCCUCCCCCACCACCCCUUCUGACGAUUCCUGUGCGCCAUAUCCUUUACCUGGCAGCAACCCCGAGGAGGCCCCUCUGGGCAGAUGUACGAAGACACGCUCCUUCGAUAAUUUGCCCAGUGCUUGUGAGCUGGGAAGCUCACUGGCUCCUAACCGCCGCUCCAGCGACCCAAACCUCAAUGAGAAGUGGCAGGACCACCGGCGCUCUCUGGAUCUCAAUAUGGCAGUCGGGCCAGAUGAAGACGGGGACCAGAAUCAUGAGGCACAGUGUAAUGGAUUGGGCCUUCACACGAACAGAGUGGACGCUAAGAUGGAUGCCAGCCCGCAUCCACGGGACUCACCCUCUGAGUUGGCAGAGGUAGCCUUCAUGCACGCUGCGACCACAAGAGAGGAAACCAAGGAGGCCGAAUUGUCUGUGGCAGUGGGUGUGGCCGAAGGCCAGAUGGAAAACAUUCUUCAAGAAGCUACCAAGGAGGACAUGGGAGCAGAUGCUCAAAGAGUUGGAAGUGCUGCUGACACCCACGUCAUUAACGCAGCCUUCGGGGAGGAGGUGACAGGCUCAAGCACUAAUGAUGAUGAUGAUGAUGUUACUGAUGGCAACGGUGAUCAGUCUGUCAAGAAGAACGACACAGGAGAAGUGCUUGCUAACGGACACCAUUUAGAAAAUGGUUAUGCAGAGGCUGAAGAGAAUAGUGAGUCGUCUGCUCUACCUGCACAGACGUCAAUUGAGCAGGAACACCUGAGAGAUGACGAAGCCCAAAUACCCGAAGAUGUGACGAAGCAGGUUGUGGAGAAAUGUUCUGAGCAGCUGGAGCAUGCUCAUAAAUACUUUGAAUCAAGUUCAGGCGAGCCGGAGCUACCUGCAACUCAAAGAACUCUGAUGAACGGCUUUGCUCACCGGUCACCUGAGGAAACUGAUGCGGAUGAGGAGACCUGCUCUGCUUGUGACCCUGACAGAGGUUUGUCUGAGUCAGGGGAACAGGCAGAGAAGAGGGCCUCCCUGAUGGAAAGCUCCACAGAGACAUUAACAGAGGAGGUCUGCAGCAGGUUUGAACAGCCUCCUCCUCUCUGUCAGAGCUAUCAGGUCUGCAGCAAUGGCAAGGGCCCACCGCAUUCCUCCAAGGACAAAGUGCUGGAGACUGUUGAACAGAGCUUUACCAGAAUUUUCAACGAGGGCAGCAAGCGAUCCUCUGUCAGUGCCUUUCAGUGUGCGAGUGCUGACCUCACCCGCGACGGACUUUGCAACGGUGACAGUGCCGACGGGGAACUUAUCGGAGGACCUCGCUCGGUCAAAGCGAAUGGCGAGCGGGCCCCGCUGAGCCGCCAGGUGUCCCUGGCAAGCUGCAACUCCCUAAAUCUCCAUCACCGAGGCAGCUGCUCACAACAACGUUGGUGCCACGCGCAACUGGGCCGGCCUACUGCCAGCCCAGAGCAGCCGUCUCGCAGCCACCUGGACGACGACGGGCUGAUGCUGCACACAGAUGCCAUCCAGCAAAGGCUGAGGCAGAUUGAAGCUGGCCACCAGAUGGAAGUGGAGACCCUGAAGAAGCAGGUACAGGAGUUGUGGAGUCGCCUGGAAAAUCAGCAGCACGCCGGCUUGCAUCGGGUCAAUGGAAACGGGGGAGUUGAAAUGACCUUGAUGACAGGCUCUGAAUACAACGUGGACCCCAACUGCCUGUCACACUGCAGCACAGAGCUGUUCUCCGAAGCCAGCUGGGAGCAGGUGGACAAGCAGGACACUGAGGUUACCCGCUGGUACCCUGAUCAUUUGGCUGCCCAGUGUUACGGCUGUGAGAGCAGGUUCUGGCUCGCUACCAGGAAGCAUCACUGCAGAGAAUCCAGCGCUGACCUUUGGUGUGUCCCCACAGGAACUGUGGUAAUGUGUUCUGCGCCAGCUGCUGCGACCAGAAGAUCCCGGUGCCGAGCCAGCAGUUGUUUGAACCCAGCCGGGUGUGCAGGAGCUGUUACGGCAACCUCCGGCUCGGCCCGGCGCCCCUGGACAAACCUAUCGCAGCCAGCUCCAACUGAGCCUCAGAGAGGAGGCGGACAUUGACAAAAAGGAGGGCACCACCACCACAACAGAAUCUCCACAGAAUGUCCUGUAGACUGUGUGUGUGUGUGUCUAUGUGUGUGUGAAUGUGUAUGUGCUGCACAAGUGGACCGGAACGUGUCCAUGCGAUGGCGCAUUUGCUCGGCGCGCUUAGCUUUGCAAAAAAGAUGCGUGUUGGAGUAAGUUCCUGGUCGGCCACACGGUGGCGCUGGCGAGAUGGCCGUGCACUGAGGAGCGAGAAUGGACUUCCUGGUGCUUGGGACCAGGAGGAAGCCCGACUUGCUGCAUGUUCUCUAGUCAAGGGGCUUCAAUCCACUUCAAUCGUGCCCCCUGCCCAUGCCGCUGAUGCACACUUCCCUACUUUUCUGGGCCCAGCUUGGACUGUUUGUGUUUGGUUACUGCUGUGUGCCCAGAGGGAAAGAUGUGAUGUGAAAUAUUCAAGAAUCCUCAAACUGACCUUUGAAAAGAAUUUCAAUGGGAGAUUAUCAUCCACAUGGCUAAAUUGGCCCUUUUAUUGGCAGCAGACUCAAUUGACAAAAGUACGGCUGAAGUGGCUUUCCCCCUCUCAAAUAAGCACUUAUGGAUGAAGAUGAGGUGUGAUCUUUUUGCACUUGUCACUCCCAUUGCUGCCCUCCCCUAAAAUACCUGUUACGGCAUUUGCCUUUGUUACCUUUGAAUGGACAAGUUGGAGAUGCCGUUUUGAUUUUCCUUCUAUUUUUGACCGAGCUCACAGAAUGGUCCUUGCUGCCUGUCAGUCAUUCAAUGACCUCCUCUUGCACACAGUCAUUGUUUUGUAAAAUCGAAAAAUACAAUAAUAUAUUCAGAUACAACUAUAGCAUUUAAGUACAAAAUGUAUCGAAGCGAGACUAGUUUCUCGGUAAAUUAGUCACCAAAAUCUUUUUUUUGGGGGGAAUUGCAGUAAUGUACCUAUAUUUUUCAACACGUUAAAACAGUUUUUUUUUUUUUUUUUAAUAUGAAUUAUAGAAGCGCAGAGUGUCUUUUUUUGGACACUUUUUUUUUUUUUUCUCCUUUCUCCUUUUUUAAAUGAGAUAUGAUUUAUUUAAUUUAAAAAGUUUUUUUUGGAGUCUGACAAUUCAGCUGCCACGUGAUAAUCAGUGUUUUGGACACGCUUGUGGCAGUGGAGUGACGAGUCUAUGCACGCACACACACAAACAGAACAGAGGUCCAAAAGCAGCCCCUCCCCCCAACGAUGCACACACUCCAUUCACCUACAAACUCUACCUCUUACCAGACACUCAUUACGCACACUUUGUAGUAAUUUUGGCUUUCAGGGUUCCCUUUGUCAACUGCACCUUGUUCUUCAAUGAAGACCAUCGUUGGUUGUUGCUUUUGAUUAUAUUGACUCAGUCAUAUUCUUUUAGCAGGCCAGUUAGGGCGAACAAGACAAAGGACUAUCACUAAAAACACAAAUCUGAUCAUGGCUGUAACAUCACCUUCCUAUUCACAAUUGUCCACUGCAAUAGAGGUAGAUCCUUACGAAUUAAAUCGGGGUUGACCAGCGUAACUCAUCCGUCAUUUAAGUUCUGCUGUUGGACACAGCUCAUUAUUCAAACUGAGUAAUACCAACAUCCUAUGACACACACGCACAGCGCACAUCUCAUCAAGUAUCAACACAAAUGAUGAGAGGAGACACUGGUUUGCCUGACAGCCGCAAGACCGUGCCACACACACGUGAUCAAAACAAAGAUGGAAAACUGUUGUCUCUACUCAAGUCUGACAGGGUGGCAUCUUUUCGUUUCGUUUUUUCCACAUGUGAGAGCGUGUUUGUGAGAAUGAGAAUGGAUUAGGCAUUGGGGGCUGUGUGUGUGUGCGCGUGUGUGCAUAUUUUUCCCGCGAGAGAUGGGUGCCAAGCUGUUUUAUUUCAGAUCUCACAAGAUCACAUGUGCUUUUGUCGUCCCCCCCCAUCUGUUUCCUUCCUGUUGGAAAAGCACUUUGAAACUGCUUGUCAGUCGAGUUUGUAGCUGUACAUAGAGCUAUUUCCUGUAAUUACAAGUGCUCCUUGUUCAUUGGAGUUUCUUUUUUUUUUUUUUUUUUUUAUUUUAAGGGCGUUUUGUUGUUGUAGAAUUUAAGGAGAAAUAAACUAGACAAACCA
Molecule: messenger RNA, 6225 nt
Organism: Syngnathus typhle (broad-nosed pipefish)
Lineage: Eukaryota; Metazoa; Chordata; Actinopteri; Syngnathiformes; Syngnathidae
Gene: mtmr3
Product: myotubularin related protein 3
Exons: 21
Coding region: 321-4115 (1264 amino acids)
Biological process (GO): dephosphorylation; regulation of autophagy
Molecular function (GO): metal ion binding; phosphatidylinositol-3,5-bisphosphate 3-phosphatase activity; protein phosphatase binding
Source: RefSeq, a predicted model, not a curated record